This is a messenger RNA of Chrysoperla carnea, 559 nucleotides long. Its product is annotated as cytochrome b-c1 complex subunit 7-like. Bases 133 to 462 code for a protein of 109 amino acids. The record is from RefSeq and is a predicted model, not a curated record. Lineage: Eukaryota; Metazoa; Arthropoda; Insecta; Neuroptera; Chrysopidae. Gene Ontology annotation, biological process: mitochondrial electron transport, ubiquinol to cytochrome c. The transcript has 3 exons.
AAAUAAAUUUGACAAAUAUCAUAUUCUAUGGUAGUCUAAGAAAAUCUUGAAGUCGAUUGCAGAUUUCUGCUGGUGUUCACCUAGAAAACAAAUUUUGUAAAUAGUACGUUGAUAGAAAGAAAAUCGAUCCAAAUGGCUGGUGUUCAAAAAGCAGCUGGUUUCUUUGGUCAUGGUAUCCGACGAUGGGCGUACAAUUUAUCUGGAUUCAAUAAAUAUGGUUUACAUGCAGACGAUUGUUUGUAUGAAAAUGAGGAUGUGAAAGAAGCAUUACGUCGAUUACCACAACAGUUGCAAGAUGAACGAACAUUUCGAUUGAUUCGAGCUGCACAAUUAUCGUUAGUGAAACAAACAUUGCCAAAAGAACAGUGGACAAAAUAUGAAGAAGAUCAAAAAUAUUUGCAACCGUAUUUACAAGAAGUAGUCAAGGAACGUUUAGAACGUGAACAAUUCGACAAAGAUUAAACGUAUUAAUUUAUCCAUAAAAUUUUAGCCAAUAUGUGUAGCAUCUUGUACAUUAUUUCAAAAAAAUAAAGUAAUUUUAAAUCUCUGUUAAAAAAAA